AUGAUCACCGGUGAUGACAGGACGGUGAAGCUGAUUGACUUCGGCCUGGCUACACGCUUCUAUGGAUACCUUCCCCAGGAUCAAUACAUUGAGAUCGUUGGUACGUCCCACUACAUGGCGCCGGAAAUGAUGAUCAGCGGCAAGUACAGCCCAGCCGUGGACAUGUGGUCCCUGGGUGUUCUCCUUUACGUGUGCUUGACUGGGUUGAUGCUUUUGCCAAAGGAUGAUGACAGAAAAAAGCACUUGCUCGGCAAGAAGGCAUAUGUGGAGAGGAAACUAGAGAAGUGCACCCAGUUGCAAAAGCGGGAUUGCUCUGAACAGGCGCGGAAUCUAUUAGGGAUGAUGUUGAAGUAUGAACCAGCAGAACGCAUUUCCGCCUCGGAAGCUUUGUCCCAUCCCUUCAUUUUGAAACACUGCCACGAAUAUCUGGGUGGCGCAGUCGAAGCAGAGACGCAGCUGGAUGAAACCAUCAUUGAAAAGUUGAGGCGUUUUGCCAAAGCACCAAGGCUGAAGAAGGUUGCUCAGCUUUUCAUGGCCCACCUGGCAGAGCACGAAGCCGAAUUGCUAGCGGCACGGCACCAUUUUCGCACGCUGGACCGGAACGGUGGUGGCGAAAUCUCCCGCGAGGAGCUCCAGGCUGGCCUUGCAGCUGCCGGCAUUGCUGCACCAAGCGAUUUGCAGGAGAUCUUUGAUGGCUGCUGUGCUCAUCGCGAGGGCAAGCUCCAUUUUGUGGAAUUCUUGGCGUGCAUGAUGCCCGAUAGCCUCAUAGAUGAGCGGUUGUGCCACGAGGCCUUUAACCUACUGGACCAGGAGGGAAAAGGCAGGUUGGCAGCGGAAGACCUACAAGCAGUUUGCCACUUCGACUGGGAGAGGUGCCGCCGCAUGGUGCAGCAAGCAAAGCCUGUGGAUGAUGGCACGGACUACUUUGAGUUUGAUGAUUUCUACAUGCUUCUCUGCAGCCAAAAGAUCGAUGGCUCCGAACAAAAUCUUGAACGACCCAGCAAAGUCCCGCGACUUGACGGAGGCCGCCGAUGCAACCGAAAUUGUUGA
Cladocopium goreaui is the source of this 1050-nucleotide messenger RNA. Lineage: Eukaryota; Dinophyceae; Suessiales; Symbiodiniaceae. The record is from the annotation of a GenBank genome assembly.